Molecule: messenger RNA, 1233 nt
Organism: Plasmodium gonderi
Lineage: Eukaryota; Apicomplexa; Aconoidasida; Haemosporida; Plasmodiidae
Product: variable surface protein
Exons: 3
Coding region: 1-1233 (410 amino acids)
Source: RefSeq, a predicted model, not a curated record
AUGUAUAGGCCUCCAAGUGUAUCCGUUAAAUAUGAAACUAUCCAAACUUGGAAAAAAUUUAGUUGUUUGGAUAUAUAUGUUGAUAUUUUUAACAAAAUUAAAGAUGUAAUUAAAAAGUUCAAUGAUAUUGAACAUAAUAAUUUAGAGAAAUGCGAAAAUAUACUUAACAUUGUAAAAAAUAAAGAAAAUGAGUUAAAAGAAUGUUAUGAAAACGAGUUAUUAGAUAUUUAUUUAAUUAGUUCGGAAGACAUAAAUACUCUUUAUGAAAAAUGUAAACUGAGUUUUAAUAGUUUUAGCAAUUUCUCCUUUCCUACAUAUGCAAGUGGAGCGUUAAAACGUGAAACGGAAAAUUUGUCCGGAAUAGAAAGAAAUCGCGAAAAUGAAAUGCCGUUAAUAGAAGUAAAAGGAGAAGAUGAUACACAGUUUGAAAAUAACUUAUAUUCUAAAGGACAGGAUUCUCUACAAUCAGGUCAAAGAAGUGCUAAACUAGAGAUUGCAGAAAGAGAAGAAGUAAAACCACGAUCACAACGUGUUGUAGGAACAUCUAAUAGUUUCGAGAGGGUUCGAGAUGGAGUUUCUGGUGCUGACAACUAUAAUCUUGUGAUUCAUGGAAACGAUGAUUCUGAUGGUAAAGAUAGUACUGAUAAAUUUCCUACUGACAUACCUAAUGAGCAUAAAGGCGUACAUUAUGACACUGAUAUUUUUGUAAUCCCUAAUGGCAAGCUUUCUUUUGAUGAUACUUCUGUUAAUAAAGAAGCUGAUGCCAUAAGUAUAUAUAUUACGGAAUCUGAUUCACAAGAAAGCGCUAAAAAAGUUACUGUUGAAAAUUCUUUUUAUUUUAAAAUAGGUGAAUUGCUAGAAGACAAAGCAGAAAUCCAUACCUGGGGGGAUUCUACUUAUAACCUUUCUCAACCUGGAAACUCAGGUAAUAAAGAAAGAAAACAUAGAGAAAGAGUUAUCCCCCUUCUUAUAUAUGCACAUAUUAAUAUAAUUUCUAAUAAAUAUAAUAGUGUGAACUAUUCUAAAAUAUAUACAUCAGGAGGUCCAACUUUUAUAAAUUUGUCUCCGGAUGCAGAUGAUAAAAAGAUGACUGUAGAUAAUAAUUCCAACGGACCGUAUGAUGAAAAUCAAGGAUUGAUAUAUAAUAAAUAUAUAAUAAUAGCUUUGGUUCCAUUGGCAAUUAUUCUUUUGUUAUCUCUUCUUAUAAAAGUUAGCUACAAUUUAUUGCAUUAA